GAGUUUCCCUCACCCCGGACUGCCUUGUGCCCUUCUCCGCACCGCGCUGCCCGCCCUCCCCUCCCUCUACACCAUGUCCACGAAGUUCAACCGCCCGCGCAUCGAGGAUGUCCUCACCCAGCGCUUCUUCAUUCGCCCCUCCUUCGACAUCUACGGCCCGGUCGGUGGUCUGUACGAUCUCGGCCCCCCGGGGUCUGCUCUGCAGGCCAACCUGCUCGAGGAGUGGCGCCGCUUCUUCGUGGUCGAGGACCAGAUCCUCGAGCUGGACACCUCCAUCAUGACCAAGGAGGAUGUCUUCCGCACGUCCGGCCACAUUGAGCGCUUCACCGACUUCCUCGUCCGCGAUGUCGUCACCCACGAGAGCCUGCGUGCUGACCACCUUCUGGAGGAGUUCCUCACCAACUAUCUGGCCAAGGCCAAGGUCUCCGAUGAGACCCGCGCCGAGAUCGAGGAUGUCAUCAAGCGUGUUGACGACUACAGCGGCGAGGAGCUUGGCGCUGUCAUGAAGAAGUACAACGUCAAGUCCCCGGCUGGCAACGACAUCACCGACCCCGCCCCCUUCAACCUGAUGUUCUCUUCGAACAUCGGCCCCCAGGGCAACGUCAAGGGUUACCUUCGCCCGGAGACCGCUCAGGGGAUGUUCGUCAACUUCAAGUACCUGUACGAGUACAACAACUGCCGGAUGCCCUUCGCCGCGUCGCAGAUCGGCCGCGCCUUCCGUAACGAGAUUUCCCCCCGGUCCGGCCUCCUGCGUGUUCGUGAGUUCACCAUGGCCGAGAUCGAGCACUUCGUCCAUCCCGACCGCAAGGACCACCCCAAGUUCGUGACCGUCAAGGACAUGGUGGUCCCCCUGUACCCUGCCCCGCCUCGUGACAACCCCGAUCAGCCCCGCGAGAUGGUCCACAUGACCCUCGGCGACGCGGUGUCCCAGGGCAUCAUCAACAACGAGACCCUCGGCUACUUCCUUGGCCGCAUCUUCCUGUUCGCCAAGCGCAUUGGCCUGCUGCCGGAGCACCUGCGCUUCCGCCAGCACGGUCUCAACGAGAUGGCCCACUACGCCGCCGAUUGCUGGGAUCUCGAGGUGGAGACCUCCUACGGCUGGGUCGAGUGUGUCGGCUGCGCUGACCGCUCCUGCUACGAUCUGUCUCGCCAUGAGGAGGUCACCCGCAAGGGCCUGGUCGCGGUCGAGCGCCUGGAGGAGCCUUACUUCGAGGUUCAGCGCAACCUGAAGCUGAACACCGGCGCCAUUGCCAAGACCUUCCGCCAGCUGACCAACACCGUGAAGAACCACUUCCAGGGCAUGGGCCAGGCGGAGCUGGAGGCCCUGCAGGAGCAGAUCAAGGCCAUCGGCAGCGGGAACCUGUCGUUCACCAUCGACGGCCAGACUCACGAGAUCGACGUCAGCUACCUGACCAUCACCGAGACCACCAAGAAGGUCGAGGUGCGCGAGUUCGUCCCCGGUGUCAUUGAGCCGUCCUUCGGUAUCGGCCGCCUGCUCUACUGCAUCCUGGAGCACACCUUCACCCUGCGCGAGGAGGACACCGCCCGCAGCUACUUCCGCUUCAGCCCGCGUCUGGCCCCGGUCAAGGCGGUCCUGGCCCCGCUGUCCAACAACGCUGCCUUCACCCCGCUGAUCGAGAAGCUCUCUGCCGACCUCCGCAAGCACACCAUCAUGUACCGCAUCGAUGACUCGUCCAGCUCCAUCGGCCGCCGGUAUGCGCGCCUCGAUGAGAUCGGUGUCCCCUUCGCCCUGACCGUGGACUUCGAGUCUGUCAAGAACGAGACCUGCACCCUGCGCUUCCGUGACGACCCGCGCAGCCAGGUCCGCAUGCCGAUGGCCGAGGCCGGUGCCCUGGUCGCGGAUCUGGUGGCCGGUACGACCACCUGGGAGGCCGUCCUGGCCAAGUACCCCCUGCACACUGCGCAGGAUGUCUAAGUGCCAUGAGCAUGGGACCUUGGGGGGAGGACCAUGUGCGAGGCCUCUUCUGGUCGUCGUCCGUAUGCGUCGGUUGCUGCUGUUGCGUGCGCGCACACCUGCUACUCUGCCCCUCUCCCCCUCCCGGUUUGUAUGGCACCUGCAUCCGCCCGCCUUUGCUUGUGCGUAGGAUGGACGCUUCCCGCUGGGUGCGUUGCUGUGCAUGUGUACGCCCUGCUGGCGCGAAUAAAGAUGGGGUGUCUAUUUUCUCCCCCCCCCCCCCUCCCCACC
Molecule: messenger RNA, 2206 nt
Organism: Fonticula alba
Lineage: Eukaryota; Rotosphaerida; Fonticulaceae
Product: glycyl-tRNA synthetase
Exons: 11
Coding region: 74-1936 (620 amino acids)
Biological process (GO): mitochondrial glycyl-tRNA aminoacylation
Cellular component (GO): mitochondrion; cytoplasm
Molecular function (GO): glycine-tRNA ligase activity; ATP binding
Source: RefSeq, a predicted model, not a curated record